CCGAGCGCUGUCGUGGCGCUCGGCGAGUGAAUGAGCCGGGUGGCCGAGCCGCGCAGCCCCGCUUCCUUCGGGCGGUGUGGGUGCGGGAGUCGCUCCCGUCCUUCUCCAUCUCCUUCUCCUCCCUCGGGCAGCUCCGGGCACGGCGAUGAGGCGCGCGGGGCUGGGCGAGGGAGCAUCUGCUGGUAGCUAUGGCUAUACCAAUAGUGGAUACAGUGUUUAUGAAGAAGAAAAUGAAAGGUUAACAGAAAGUCUGCGUACAAAAGUCAGUGCCAUCAAAUCACUUUCCAUUGAAAUUGGAACAGAAGUAAAAAACCAAAAUAAAAUGUUAUCAGAAAUGGAUAAUGAUUUUGACUCUGCGGGUGGACUUCUAGGUGCAACUAUGGGCAGACUGAGAACACUCUCCAGAGGAAGCCAGACAAAGUUAUUAUGCUACAUGAUGCUCUUUGCAUUGUUUGUUUUUUUUGUGAUAUACUGGAUUAUUAAACUGAGAGUACCAGUGUACCUUUUUGGAAACAGUGCAGCAUUUAAGGGGCUGUACUUGUGUGGGGAGCACCAUGAAAAUAAGAAAUGGAGGUCUCACCACUUUGGACUGGCAUGUAAAGCAUCACAGGCUCUUCCCGGGGUUUUCUGCUGGACCACCUGCUCAGAUUACCUACACCUUACGUACUAAUGCCAGUCGCCUGCGGAACACCUCACCCACUGCCUCCUCCUGCGGAGACGGUCUGUGAUACUUCCCGCAACAUCCCCACCGUUCCUUUGUCAAAGCUGUAGGUGCCUAAGCCUGCAGUUGAAUUUUAGGAGGGGAGGGAGCUUUUGGAGGGCCAGCGGCAAAAAGUGUCUCAGCACUUAGCUUAACUGCGUGGUAAAAAGUCUAUUAGUCAAUCAGGACAUGAGGUAUUGAAGAACUGUACAGAGAAGGUACAAUUUUCAUUCACUUUUUUUUUUUUUAACUGACAAGCAUCCUGGUCUCCCUAACGGCUAUGUGAGAUCAGGCAUAAUCCGUAUUAGUGUUAUAUAGCAGUAUAGUAUAGUAUUAUAUAGCAGUAUAGUAUAGCAUUAUAUAGUAUAUAAAGCUCCUCUGCUUUAAAAAUGAUCAGCUGCUGCAAGCUUGCUUACUUUGAUUUGAUUUUUCUAAUCGCACUCAUUUAAAAACUGCUGUGAACAUCACUGAGUCAUCCCUAACAGUAUUGCCUAAGUUCCCUGUGCUAGCCAGGCUGCAAACUACUGCAACCUUAAGCAAUUUUCUUCACAAAUUUCUUUUCUCCUUUGGGGAUAAGAAAAAAAAAACAAAAAAACGAAACAAACCAAAACACUGCAACAGUUCUGCUAAACUGCCUCUGCUUAAUUCAAUAACCUGAAUAUUCCGCAGCUUCCUAUGGGCCUCGUUGAAGGCAGCAGAGCUGGAGCAGCAAUGGCAGGUUACUUGUUCUCCGUGCCACAGGGCUGUUUGCUUUUUCAAGCUGCAGAAAGCCCCUGCCAAUGCUUAGCAUCUUGCAUCUUCACAGCACUGUAGCAACAGUAAGGAAUUAAUCCUCAGAACUCCUCUGUGAUGCCAAUAAAACCCCUCCAUUAUUCCAUUUGCAGCAGGAAUAAUCCUGGGCACAUGUGGCUUGUUUAUAUGAAGUUAUAAAAAGGCAGGGGUAAGAUCUGGCUUUGGUGGUGUGUGACAAAUAUGGCAGGUUAUGACAUAUAAACACAUGUUUUAAAAAACCAACUUUCACAUAUGUUUUUGAGUGUGUGUAUAUACGUGUGUGUGUGUGUCUUUACAAAAUUGAUGGUGAUUAUAUUCUUGUCUCUAUGGGUGAGAUACGGAAUAUUUCCUGCAGAAUCUACAGGCGGGUGACUAAUGGUAAUCUCUCCCCCAGGGAGACAGGACAGAAGGUUUCACCUAGUUUAAGAGGAUCAAGAUGACAAAGGACUCAAAUGAUUUUAAUCUAGCAGGCCUCUUCUGGGAAAGAGACUUGCUUUCAGUGUAAGAAAACAAAACCACGGGACUAACUAUCCUGCCAGGAGCUCUGUGAGGAAGCUGGGGAAGAUGACAUAGUAAAGUAAGCUUGUGGAUCAGCUAUUUAAUGCGAGUUUAUGAUUUGAUAGUUUAUAGUAUAUCAAUAAUGCACAAUUAAUACGGCAUAUAAAUAUUUCAAUAUAUCUAAAUAUUAGAAUUUUAUUGCUUUAGGUAGGCUACCCCUGGAAUGCUUUUGAUCUGGCACAGCAGCGCUUUGCUUUGAUUUCUCCAUUGCCUUGUUGCUGCCUCCCUGCAGCCCUGCUGAGGUGAGCACCGAGCUGUGAUGGCUUCACCCUGGCCAAGGACAGCGAGGAACCAGCCCACAACGCACCGUACAGUUAUGUAAAGGUGUCAUUUUGAGCAACCAAACCUCUAGCUCCUUGUUGAAUGCUAUUUUCAUUAGAGAGUGGGAGUUUGCCUGGGGAAAGAGAAAGAUCCUGACCAUUGUGUUCUGUCCCCCUAAAACACUCCCUGUAAAGAGCUUCCUGUCAUUCAGGAAAUCCCAUGCACUUGAAACUUCCACUGUAGAUUAUAAGACUUAAUUAUACUCAACUAAAUCAAGAGAUAUAAAUGUUAAAAAGCAAUCCACUUUUUGACGCAUAAAAAAAUAAAUAAAUUCUUCAAUGCUGAGUUAAAAAACUGUACUUAUGAGGGAGGAUGAAGAACCCCUUCCCACCCAUGAAACUCAAUCUGGGUUAUCCAUAAUUUCUAGUUAGGCAGCAAAAGGAACAAAAAGGACCCUCCACGUUGUCAAAUCAAGUUUCCCAUUCCCAUAGGUACCAUGUCAUAUAACCUCCUUCAGAAAUGUAUCAAGUACUGCUUUAAGGAGAAAAAACAAGCUCCCUUUAAUCUUGCACUAUCCUAAUUUGAAGGCUGUCGCAUGACAAAGUUGUUCUAAUGAUUAAGAACCCUGUAAUUUACAGCCUGAAUGUGUUCCUGAGCAGUAUAAUCCAGUAUAGUCCUUCGGUUUAACGUUCCUCUUCUGGCUGGUGUUGAACCCUCUCCAACCAAAGCGCCAUUCAACACUUGUUUUGCUCACUCCAAGUCGUGUCCAUCACCCUGCCUGUAAACCUUUUGGUCCCAGUUAUCCUGAAAAUCAGGGCUGGUCCUUGCUCCAGUCUGUGCUCUCCCUUGCAUGCGAUUUCACUAGCCAUGAAGGAGGGACAGGUCCCUACCUCACAGCGUGAGGAAAGCUGCUGAUGUGCUAUAUAAGUGCUGAGGCCACAGCUAAUCAUAGAAUCGUUUAGGUUGGAAAAGACCUUUAGGAUCAUCAAGUCCAACCAUUAACCUAACACUGCCAAGUCCACCACUAAACCAUGUCUCUAAGCACCAUAUCCACACCUCUUUUAAAUACCUCCAGGGAUGGGGACUCAACCACUUCCCUGGGCAGCCUGUUCCAGCGCUUGACAACCCUUUCAGUGAAGAAAUUUUUCCUAAUAUCCAAUCUAAACCUCCCCUGGUGCGACUUGAGGCUGUUUCUUCUUGUCCUAUCACCUGUUACCUGGGAGAAGAGACCAACCCCCACCCCGCUACGCCCUCCUUUCAGGUAGUUGUAGAGAGCGAUAAGGUCUCCCCUCAGCCUCCUUUUCUCCAGGCUAAACAACCCCAGCUCCCUCAGCGGCUCCUUGUAAGACUUGUGCUCCAGACCCCUCACCAGCUUCACUGCCCUUCUCUGGACACACUCCGGUACCUCAAUAUCUUUCUUGUAGUGAGAGGCCCAAAACUGGAUGCAGUAUUUGAGGUGCGGCCUCAACAGUGCCGAAUACAGGGGAUGAUCACUUCCUUAGUCCUGCUCACCACAUUAUUCCUGAUGCAAGCCAGGAUGCUACUGGGCAAAUGGCACACUAAAUCUGUCCCUACCCUCAAGGUGAUAAAACGUGAUGGUGUUGUGCAUCCCAUCACCACUUAGUACCUGCAGCCGAGAAGCCGUGCCUGCUCAGGCAACUGCUCUACACUACAUUUUCCUCUUAAAAGCCAUAUGGUGUUGAGAUCCAGAAAGCCCUUUCUGGUCACAAACACCCUGAGAGGAGCCCGCUGCACUAUCUAUCUUCAAUGCAAAUGUCUUCACAUAACUUAAAAGUCCUGAGAAAAUAAACUAAGUCAUUUUCUUUCCCUUUUCCAGCAGUGAUCAGUGCCAAUC
Messenger RNA from Chroicocephalus ridibundus (black-headed gull), 4145 nucleotides. RefSeq names its product Bet1 golgi vesicular membrane trafficking protein (gene BET1). The record is from RefSeq and is a predicted model, not a curated record. Gene Ontology annotation, cellular component: SNARE complex. The coding region runs from base 146 to 670 and encodes 174 amino acids. The transcript is spliced from 6 exons. NCBI's taxonomy places the organism in Eukaryota, Metazoa, Chordata, Aves, Charadriiformes, Laridae. Gene Ontology annotation, biological process: endoplasmic reticulum to Golgi vesicle-mediated transport; vesicle fusion with Golgi apparatus. Gene Ontology annotation, molecular function: SNAP receptor activity.